This is a messenger RNA of Encephalitozoon romaleae SJ-2008, 402 nucleotides long. RefSeq names its product homeobox domain-containing protein. Gene Ontology annotation, cellular component: nucleus. The transcript has a single exon. Gene Ontology annotation, biological process: regulation of DNA-templated transcription. The record is from RefSeq and is a predicted model, not a curated record. Lineage: Eukaryota; Fungi; Microsporidia; Unikaryonidae. Gene Ontology annotation, molecular function: transcription cis-regulatory region binding; DNA-binding transcription factor activity, RNA polymerase II-specific. Bases 1 to 402 code for a protein of 133 amino acids.
AUGUCGACUCGCUCAAGAUUUAACAAAGACGAAAAAAAAGUUGUGAAGUUCAUUGAUUCAACCGAGGAGAUAAUAAAGCAUCUAAAUAAAACUGAUUCCAAUAAAAGAUCAAGGCUCAAAUUAAGUGGGCAUCAGAUUGAUAUCCUGGAGUCCAACUUCAAGAUCGACAGCCAUCCGAACAGUACCACUAAGAGUCUACUGGCAAACACACUCAGUAUACCUUUUAAGAACAUACAAAUAUGGUUCCAGAAUAGGAGAGCCAAGGAAAAGAUAGCUAGGGAUAACUGCAAGAGGAGGAAUGGAAGUACAAGGAUUGAAGGCAAGGAACAUGAGCAUGGCAGAAUGAACUAUCAGGCGAUGUGUCCUUUUGACUUUCCUCCCCAAGAAAGAUACUUUCUUUGA